AUGUCAGACCCUAAUUACAUUCUCUACACGUACUUCAGAUCAUCAUGCUCAGCCCGCCUUCGCAUUGCACUUAACGUCAAGGGGAUCCAAUAUGAUCUGACACCCGUCAACCUUUUGAAGAAUGAGCAUAGCUCAAAUGAACACAAAGCCCUCAACCCUUCGGGAUCCGUCCCAGUUCUCAUCCCUCCCACCUCAGGUUCAAAGCCGUUCCGAAUCGGUCAGUCCGUUGCAGCUCUAGAGUAUCUUGAAGAAAAGCACCCUGAACAUCCUCUUCUCCCUUCGCUCUCGAAUCUGGAAGGACGGGCAAAUGUGCGCACUCUCGUCAACAUCAUUUGCGCUGAUGUUCAACCGGUUACCAACCUUCGCAUUAUGCGCCGCGUGAGAGCACUUGGCGGAAAUGCAGAAGAGUGGAAUUGUCAGCUCAUGACUGACGGUUUAAGCGCUUACGAGGAAGUGGCCAAGGAUACUGCUGGGAAAUUCUCUGUUGGUGACGAGCUUACAAUGGCUGAUGCUUGUUUCAUGCCUGCUUGGUGGAACGCAGAGAGAUUUGGUGUUGAUCUGUCGGCGUUUCCAACUCUACAAAGAAUUGCGGAGAAUUUGAAGGAUCAUCCUGCUGUGGUAAAGGCUCAUUGGCAGAACCAGCCUGAUACACCAGAUAACCUCAAAGCUUAG
This is a messenger RNA of Fusarium venenatum, 672 nucleotides long. Its product is annotated as glutathione S-transferase. Gene Ontology annotation, cellular component: mitochondrion; cytoplasm. The record is from RefSeq and is a predicted model, not a curated record. Gene Ontology annotation, biological process: L-phenylalanine catabolic process; glutathione metabolic process. Lineage: Eukaryota; Fungi; Ascomycota; Sordariomycetes; Hypocreales; Nectriaceae. Gene Ontology annotation, molecular function: maleylacetoacetate isomerase activity; glutathione transferase activity.